UGGAUCAGUUGGUAAGUGGCUGGGAUGUUGUACCGUGAAGGCUGUCCUUUAUGAAAGCAGAUUCCAUCCUCCGAAGUAAACAACCUCCAACUACGGACUUGCCUUCCGGCGAUAAUCAAAAUGAAUAGUGAAAGCGACGCCUUCAUUGCGCCGGCCGAUCAUUUGUGGAAUUCGAUCGGAACGAGCAGCCUUUGGCGGUGGCGACGAUGGCGAGUGGAUGACUUGAUCAUCUAGUUUUCAUCUGCCUUCGCACUUCCAUAGAACGAUCGUUUUUUCCUUCUCUCCGCCGAGUCCCAAACCCUAGAUCCGUUUCUCCCCCUUUCGCCGCUUCUCGAUUAUCUACUACGCCGGGCACAACGAGCCCCCGCUGAUUCAGAAUCAAAAUGGAAGGAUCUGGUAGAGGUAGCAGUGCUGAUGUUGUCUUGCAAAAUUAUAAGCUAGGAAAGACUCUUGGAAUCGGGACAUUUGGCAAGUUUAAAAUUGCAGAGCAUUUGUCGACGGGCCACAAGGUUGCUAUCAAGAUCCUCAACCGUCAUAAAAUAAAGAGCAUGGAAAUGGAAGAAAAAGUGAGACGAGAAAUCAAAAUUUUAAGACUAUUUAUGCAUCCUCAUAUUAUACGUCUUUACGAGGUGAUUGAGACACAUUCAGACAUUUAUGUUGUCAUGGAGUAUGUUAAGUCGGGCGAGCUAUUUGAUUAUAUUGUUGAAAAGGGGAGGUUACAAGAGGAUGAAGCUCGUUGCUUCUUCCAACAGAUUAUAUCUGGCGUGGAGUACUGCCAUAGAAACAUGGUAGUUCAUCGGGACCUAAAACCAGAGAACUUGUUGUUGGAUUCAAAGUGCAAUGUUAAAAUUGCCGACUUUGGCUUAAGUAAUGUCAUGCGUGAUGGUCAUUUUCUGAAGACGAGCUGUGGGAGCCCAAAUUAUGCUGCUCCUGAGGUUAUCACUGGAAAAUUUUAUGCUGGACCUGAGGUAGAUGUGUGGAGUUGUGGUGUCAUUCUUUACGCUCUUCUUUGUGGUACCCUUCCCUUCGACGAUGAGAAUAUACCAAACUUGUUUAAGAAAAUAAAGGGGGGGCUAUAUACUCUUCCUAGUCAUUUGUCUGCUCUUGCUCGGGAUUUGAUUCCUAAAAUGCUGGUGGUCGAUCCUAUGAAGAGAAUAACUAUUGGCCAAAUUCGUGAACAAGCAUGGUUCAAAAUUCGUCUUCCUCGCUAUCUGUCUGUUCCUCCACCAGAUACGUCACAGCAAGCUAAAAAGAUCGACGAAGACAUCCUUCUGGAGGUGACUAAAAUGGGCUUCGACAAAGACCAGUUGAUCGAAUCUCUUCAUAACAGGAUACAAAAUGAGGCAACUGUUUCGUACUAUUUGCUCGUCGACAAUCGAUUCCGCGCCACGACCAGCGGCUACCUUGGCGGUGAUUUCCAAGAAACCAUGGAGUAUUUGCAUACGAGUUCAAGUGACAUAGCAAUUCCAAAUCGCCUACCAAGUUUCCCUCAAACCGAAAGAAAAUGGACCCUCAGACUUCAGACCCGAGCCCAUCGUGAAAUCAUGACAGAGGUACUCAAGGCUUUGCGAGACCUGAAUGUUUCAUGGAAGAAGAAUGGGCAUUACAACAUCAAGUGCCGUUAUCUUACUGGCCGUGCUGAUGGCGAAGGCAAUGACGAAACAGACGGUGCUGGAAGCAUAACCACGGCAGUGAAGUUUGAAAUGCAGGUAAACCCAAUCACAGCCAUUCUUUCAUUACAAGAGGAUCAACCACGUGUCCUUACGUGUUUUGCAGCUUUACAAGACCAGAGAAGAGAAGUACCUCCUGGAUUUGCAGAGAGUGAGCGGUCCUCAGCUUCAAUUUCUUGAUUUGUGCGCUGCCUUCCUUGCGCAGCUUAGAGUUCUGUAACAAAUUUGUCACUCGCACUCGACUGUCUUAGAAUUCUGGGAAAUUCAGCAAUGCAUUUUUUUUUAAGAAGACA
Messenger RNA from Zingiber officinale, 1963 nucleotides. RefSeq names its product SNF1-related protein kinase catalytic subunit alpha KIN10-like. Gene Ontology annotation, biological process: intracellular signal transduction; protein phosphorylation. Gene Ontology annotation, molecular function: ATP binding; protein serine/threonine kinase activity. The record is from RefSeq and is a predicted model, not a curated record. The coding region runs from base 384 to 1850 and encodes 488 amino acids. NCBI's taxonomy places the organism in Eukaryota, Viridiplantae, Streptophyta, Magnoliopsida, Zingiberales, Zingiberaceae. The transcript is spliced from 10 exons.